Molecule: messenger RNA, 2867 nt
Organism: Mytilus californianus (California mussel)
Lineage: Eukaryota; Metazoa; Mollusca; Bivalvia; Mytilida; Mytilidae
Exons: 3
Coding region: 1095-2789 (564 amino acids)
Biological process (GO): positive regulation of DNA-templated transcription
Cellular component (GO): chromatin; nucleoplasm
Molecular function (GO): zinc ion binding; ubiquitin-protein transferase activity
Source: RefSeq, a predicted model, not a curated record
CAAGACACUUGACGAGAUAAAUAUCCUUAGUCCAAACACUUGACGAGAUAAAUAUCCUUAGUCCAGACACUUGACGAAAUAAAUAUCCUUAGUCCAGACACUUGACGAGUUUAAUAUUCUUAGUCCAGAACCUUGACCGAGAUAAAUACUCUCAGUCCAAACACUUGACAAGAUUAAUAUCCUCAAUCAGACGCUUAACGCGAUAAAUAGUUUCAGUUCAAAAACUUGACGAGAUAAAUAUUCUUAGUCCAGACACUUGAGAAGAUAAAUAUCCUUAGUCAGACACUUGACGAGAUAUUUUUUUUUAUUCAGACACUUGACUACGAGUUAAAUAUUCUUAGUCAAGACACUUGACGAGAUAAAAAUCCUUAGUCCGAACACUUGACGAGAUAAAUAUCCUUAGAGCAGACACUUGACGAAAUAAAUAUCCUAGGUCCAGACACUUGGCGAGUUAAAUAUUCUUAGUCCAGAACCUUGACCAGAUGAAUAUUCUCAGUCCAAACACUUGAAAAGAUUAAUAUCCUUAAUUAGACGCUGAACGCGAAAAAUAGUUUCAGUUCAAAAACUUGACGAGAUAAAUAUUAUUAGUCCAGACACUUGAGAAGAUAAAUAUUCUUAGUCAGACACUUGACGAGAUAUUUGUUUUUAAUUAAGAAACUUGACGUCGAGUUAAAUAUUUUUAGUCCAGACACUUGACGAGAUAACUUUGAAAUGUCCUAAAUUAACAUGUUUAUGGUUUUAUUUUUAGAAAGUAUAUCCCAUUGGUACUAGUUUAGUACUGUGUAUCAUACAGGCUAUGUAUCCAAGACGGGUUGUGCAAACAUUAUACAGUGGCUAUGGCGGUCCUUGGGGGUGAUUGGCACGAACCUCGAUUUUGUCCUACAUGUCAAUAUGCUGUAGGUUACAACUUAAAGAAAGUAUAUCCCAUUGGUACUAUUUAGUUUAGUACUGUGUAUUAUACAGGCUAUGUACACAAGACGGGUUGUGGAAACAUUAUACAGUGGCUAUGGUGGUCCCUGGGGGUGAUUGGCACGAACCUCGAUUUUGUCCUAUAGGUCAAUAUGCUGUAGCUUACAACUUAAAGGUAGAGAACAAUGUCAACGCCUGUCUUUUGCGACCCAUGUUGUUACCACAAUAAAACAGUGCAAGCUAAUACGUGGUGUGUUGAAUGCGAGGAAGGAUUUUGUCCAGACUGCGAAAAGGUUCACAAGGCGACAAAAUUUUCCCGAGGUCAUCAUCUAAUUUCAGUAGAUAAUUACCGUAAUAUACAAAAUAUAACCAUAGAACAAACGUGUGUUCAGCACAACAAAACAUUUGAUUGGUUUUGCAAAAGUCACGAUGAAGCACUCUGCAAAGCUUGUGUGUCUUCUGAGCACAAGAUAUGCCCGGAUGUUGUGCCUCUGGAGGAUGUAGCAAUAAAUGCAAAACACUCAACGGUAAUUCAUGACCUUGAAGAUACCAUUAAUAGAUCAUUACAAAAUAUAGAAGAUUUUAUUCGUGACCGAAAAACAGUACAUGAAUCAAUCCAGACCCAAAGACGAGAUAUUGAGAAAACCAUUAAAGACACCAAAGAGAAAGUAGUCCGUUACUUUGACGAGUUGCAAGAAAGGUUAUUACAUGAACUGUCAUCAAUAUCUGACGAAUGUGUAUCUGAAAGCAGCAAAAAUUUAAAUAAUUUUAAAGAUGCAGAGAUAAAUUUGAUUAAGCUUAAAGAAAAAACACUAAAGUUAAAAGAUUUCGCUUCUGACCUUCAUGUGUUUCUCGGCAUACGACAAGUAUAUAAAGACGUUAAUGAAGAGAUCAAGUCUAUAAAGUUAGCAACAAGCCAUUCCAGGAGUUAUAAUAUUGAACUUGAUUUUUAUCCGAUUAUUGAUAAUCUUUUCGAACAAUUUGAUAGAGUUGGUGUUAUCAAGCUUGAAAAACGUGAGUCUGGUUUAUUGUUCUAUGAUUCUAAAAUAGGACAAGCACAGAUACAGAGAAGUCAAAUAAAAGAGAGUCGUAUUCAGGAUGUAGUUCUUCAAUUAGACAAAAAACUGAAUCUUCAAAAAAAAGAUGAUUGCAUAUUUGUUUAUGGAUGCAUAAUUUUACCAAAUGGACACAUUCUGAUAGCAAACACUCAUACUGCAGCUCGUCAUAUACAAGAAUACACUGAAAACGGAAAACAUAUCCGUAACAUCGCCACAUCUUUUUUAACCUUUGAUUUAGCAUUGUGUGGUUUGGAUGGCGUGGCUGUUUCUCACGGAAGAAACAAGCGUAUCGAUCUCAUACAAAAUGGUUGUGUUUGGAAGACUUUGGAGCUAGAAUUCAAAUGUUUUGGCUUAGCGUUCAAUGAAGGAAAGCUAUAUGUUGCGCGAGGCAAGGAGGGCAUUGUGGUAAUUGAUCCUUCGGGAAAACGAGUAGGAGAAGUUAAAUGCAAGAAAAUCGAAUUGAGAAAUAUAACAACUUCAGGUAAAAUGAUAUACUUCACAAAUUCAUCCCUGCAUACUGUACACUGUUGCACCAUGAACGGUACAGACAUAUGGACAUUUAAGGAUGAAUCCAUACGCUUUCCGACAGCAUUAUCUCUUGACAAUAAUCAAAACGUAUUUGUUGUUGGGCGUGAUUCGAACAAUCUAGUGCUUAUUCAACAUGAUGGAAAAGCCAGUAAGAUAUUACUUAAUAAAGAUGACGGCCUCUCCGAACCAAAUGCUGUAUACUAUUGCAAGGAAAAUAACUCUCUUCUAGUUUGUGAUAAAAGUAGUGGCAAUGCUGCUUUGUACAACGUAAUGUAUAGUUGGGACAAAGAAUAAGUUUUCAUUUCUAAAUUCAGCAUUUUUUUAUGUGCACCCUAUUUUAAUAAAUGUAUUGACCAUUAAAGAUGACUUUUA